Molecule: messenger RNA, 2050 nt
Organism: Acanthopagrus latus (yellowfin seabream)
Lineage: Eukaryota; Metazoa; Chordata; Actinopteri; Spariformes; Sparidae
Gene: chek2
Product: checkpoint kinase 2
Exons: 15
Coding region: 375-1970 (531 amino acids)
Biological process (GO): protein phosphorylation; mitotic DNA damage checkpoint signaling
Cellular component (GO): nucleus; cytoplasm
Molecular function (GO): protein binding; protein serine/threonine kinase activity; ATP binding
Source: RefSeq, a predicted model, not a curated record
CCGUCCUCCACGUGUCCCGGGUGUUCGGUCCGGUGAGUUUACCUGCAAAGACCCGGCGGGCAGUCCGGCUGCAGCGACACUCUGCUCCGGUGAGUGUCUCUGAUGUCCGUGCAUUAAUUUGGCUCGGCUCGGCUCGGCUCGGCCCGGCUCGGCUCGACUCGGCCCGGCUCGGCCCGGCUCAACGCAGCGGUGAAGCAGCUCGGCGGGUUGGGAGCGGAUGUGGAGCAGGAUCACAAACCGGGUCGUUUGGUUCUAGUUCAUAUCAAGUCUUUUCACCUGGAUGAGACCUCCAGCUCUGGUACUGUCAGUCUCCAGUGGAAACAUCUCACAGACUGAAGACGGGUCCACGUUAAUGAGGUUCUGAAAGCUGCAGGAUGUCUGAAGAGAGUCCACAGGAGGGGCAGCAAUCCCAGUCCACCCUGUCCCCAUCCCAGGCCCAGUCCCAGUCCACCCAGUCUACCCAGUCCCCAUCCCAGUCUAAGUCCCAGUCCCAGACUGGCUCUAGUUCUUCCAGUGGGCCAACCUCAGCCAGCCAGUCGUCCAGUGGCUCUGGGACGCUGAGCAGCGUGGACACCCUCCCCGUCACCCUGCCGUCCGUCCCUGAGGAGCCCGAGGCUGAACCCUGGGGCCGCCUGCUGCCCAUGGCCCGAGGCUUCAGGAGCCACGACUGUAUUGAGGACCAGUACCUGUUUGGACGGGACUCAAAGUGUAACUAUGUGCUCGAUGAUCCAGAUGACAGAAGGUCCAAAAAGUUCCGAAUCUACAGCAAGAAACACUUCAGGAUCUACAGAGAGGGCAGCGAGGUGUUUGUGGAGGACUACAGUAACAACGGGACGUUUGUUGACGGGAUUCUGAUCGGAAAAGACAAAAAGCUUCCUCUGGUCAACAAUGCCGUGCUAGCUCUGUCUGAGCAGCGCAACCGAGUCUUUGUCUUCAUUGAUCUGAUGUCAGACGAUCAGUCUUGUUUACCGAAGGAGCUUCAGGAGAAAUAUCUGCUGACACGACGGAUUGGCACAGGUGUAUGUGGGGAAGUGAAGCUGGCCUUCGAGCGCUCCACCUGCAGAAAGUUUGCAGUUAAAAUCAUAAACAAGAAGAACUUUCAGUCUGAAGGGACGGCAACACGAAAUGCAAAGACAGAGAUUGAGAUCCUGCAGAGAGUCGACCAUCCUUGUCUCAUCAGGACGGAGGACUUCUACCAGACGGAGGACAGCUACUACAUCGUGUUGGAGCUGAUGGAGGGGGGGGAGCUGUUUCAUCGGGUCAAGUUGAAGCAGCAGCUUGAUGAGCCCGUGGCCAAACUUUACUUCUACCAGAUGUUGAGAGCGGUCCAGUAUCUCCACAGUAACGGGAUCAUCCACAGAGACCUGAAACCAGAGAACGUCCUGCUGUCCUCUCAGGAAGACAUCUGUCUCAUCAAGGUGACAGACUUCAACCAGUCCAGGAUCCUGGAGGAGGCCAUGUUGAUGAGGACUCUGUGUGGGACUCCAUCUUACCUCGCUCCUGAAGUCUUCACUCACGCCUCCACCACAGGGUACGGCCUCGCCGUGGACGCCUGGAGCCUCGGGGUCCUGCUCUUCGUCUGUCUUGGUGGUUAUCCACCAUUCCACGAGGAUUUUGGGAAUCAUUCGAUCACAGAGCAGAUAAUCAGUGGAGAGUUCACCAUGGUUCCAUCCAAGUGGAGAAACAUUUCUGACCAAGCAAAGGAUGUGGUGAGGAAGCUGCUGGUUGUUGAUCCCAGUAAGAGGAUGACGAUCGACGAGGCUCUGCAGCAUCCCUGGCUACAGGAUCAGGUGAUGGUGCGGACAGCUCACAGACUGAUGUACCAUGAUGAUGAUGAUGAUGAUGCUGUCAUGCAAGUGGCGGGACCAGCAGCAGCUGGAGGUGUCGGGCGGAAACGAAGACGAGUCGAGGAAGAGGUUGAGGACCAUCCGGCCAAACGGAGCCAAGCCCCGCCCCCUGCCCCACUGUAGAAGGCCAAUUGGAUCCACACUAGCUCACUACUGCAAAACUGUAAAUAAGUUUAUUUUCUAAUAAAGUUUUUUAUUUUUAA